Molecule: messenger RNA, 450 nt
Organism: Rhipicephalus microplus (southern cattle tick)
Lineage: Eukaryota; Metazoa; Arthropoda; Arachnida; Ixodida; Ixodidae
Source: RefSeq, a predicted model, not a curated record
ACCGUCAAAGAGCACUGCGAGAGACUCAUGGCACAGCACAUCAGCGAUGACAGAGCGAAUCUUCGCAAAAUAAGGCCAGUGCCGAGGCGAUUCCCGGCGAUGCAGCGUGCUGCGGCUGAUGUACGCGACGCCGCUCUUUCCUCCUACGAGCUGUCACAGGCUUCACUGUCGGCAACAGAAGACAGCCCAAGCCAAGCAGCGGUGUUGCUGGAGGGUAAGUAUCUGCCAGCAUUAUGCAAGAUGACGAUGUGCCACCGCUGUCAUCCAGCCCUGCAGCUAGCCAGGAUAACCAUAGAGAGCCAGAGGGACACACUCGGCCAUGCCGCAUACUUCUGUGACAACAAGAACAGAGCCGCUCAGAGAGCCAAGGCUGCUACCUCCAUCGUCCGGUGGCCUGAGAGGCUCCAGGACUACCAGGCUGUGCUGGUGUGUGCCCGUGGACAGGUCUGA